UCGAAAGCAGCAUGUUUCUUCUUAGCGGGAAAGAUUUGCCAAGAGCUACAACAGUAAAGUAAUGACUUUGUGUCUUUCACACAACUACAUCAGUGCUUAAGCAGUUCUGUGAAUAUAAUCAGAAGAUCUAGGGCUGAACUUUACCUCUGAGAUGACUCUUCCAGAUAAACAGAGAUCAACUUCAGCUUUAUUAAUCUCUGUGUCACUCAAGAGUGACAACUCCAAAAAUGAUGGACCAAACUUCAGUGAGAAAACACCAUCAGAUAUCAAAAGUCAUCGAUGGCAGGAGACCUUAAUAAAUAUAGGUUCAGAAAUCACUCGGUGGAAAACACUAAAAGAACAAAAAGGAAUAAAGAGUGAUGAAGAACUGACAACUUUUCUGCUGGAAAGGAUUCAGUUUGAGACAUCAGAUGCAGACCUCCAUACAUCUGAAGAUGAUAUUUCCCGAAUCUUUCAGGGUCUUGAUAACAAAAUAGCUGUAUUUUUUAAGAAUGAGCUGGAAAGGUUUAAGAAAAUAUUGAAAAAUGAAAACACACAAUACUAUGUGAAGGACUUUAAGGAGAACAAAAACAACAUCAGAGAAACAGCCCUUGAUGUCACAAUUCACUUUCUGAGAAGUAUGAAACAAGAUGAACUUGCUGAUACUCUGGAAGAUGAGCUGAUCUACACAUGUCAACUAAAAUCAGAUCUGGAGAAGAAGUAUCAAUGUGUAUUUGAAGGAAUCGCAAAGCAGGGCGACUCCACACUUCUAAAUAAGAUCUACACGGAUCUGUUCAUCACUCAGGGUGGAGGUGAACAAGUCAAUACUGAACAUGAGAUAAGACAGAUCGAGGUUGUUUCCAGACAUCUAGAAUCACCAGACAUAGAGAUUAACUUCAAGGAUUUGUUUAAACCACAUGAACAAACCCAGACCAUCAGAACUGUAAUAACAAAAGGAGUUGCUGCCAUUGGAAAAUCUGUCUCAGUGCAAAAGUUUGUUCUGGACUGGGCUGAAGGAAAAGAAAACCAGGAUAUCAGCUUCAUAUUUCCUCUUCCAUUCCGAGAGAUGAACUUGAAGGAGAAAUCAGAAGUAAGUUUAAAGGAUCUUUUAUGUGAGUUUUUCCCAGAGAUUAAAGGACUGGACCUUACCAGAAAAAACAAAAAGAUUCUGUUCAUCCUUGAUGGUUUGGAUGAAUGUCGUCUUCCUCUGAAGUUUGAUGGUAAUGAGAUAUGGAGUGAUUUCACAUCACCUGCUCCUCUGGAUGUUCUCCUGACAAACCUCAUCAAAGGAAAUCUGCUUCCUCACGCUCACAUCUGGAUAACCACCAGAUCAGCAGCAGCCGGUAAGAUUCCUCCUGAGUGUAUCGACAGAGUGACAGAGGUCCGAGGAUUCAAUGAUGAACAGAAGAAAGAAUACUUCAGAAAAAGAUUCACAGAUCAGAAUAUGGCCGACACAAUCAUUGAUCACGUUAAAAAAUCAAAGAGUCUCUUCAUCAUGUGCCACAUCCCAGUGUUCUGCUGGAUUUCAGCCACUGUGCUUCAGAACAUUCUGGAGAAGAAGAGCAAAGAUCAGACUGAUGACACACAGGAGUCAAACACUGAUGAUACUCCUAGAACUCUGACACAAAUGUACAUACACUUCUUACGCUUUCAGAUUCAACAGAGCAGAAGAAAGUAUGAUGGAGAAUACUCGCCUGAUAUCUCCUGGGACAUCGACUCAAUCUAUUCUCUGGGGAAACUGGCUUUUGAACAACUAGAAAAAAGUAACCUGAUCUUCUAUGAGUCAGAUCUGGAGGAGUGUGGCAUUGACGUCACUAAAGCUUCUGUGUAUUCAGGGAUGUGCACUCAGAUCUUUAAACAGGAGACAGGGAUCAUUUAUGGUACUGUGUACUGCUUUGUUCACUUGAGCAUUCAGGAGUUUGUCGCAGCUCUGUAUGCACAUCUGUUUCUAGACAAGAACAAGAAAAAUGUAUUUGUUCAAGAACACAUGGAGUCAGAAGCCCAGAAUGAAACACUGACUGGUUUACUGAAGACUGCAGUGGAUAAGGCACUUGAGAGUGACAAUGGACAUCUGGAUCUUUUCCUUCGCUUCCUCCUCGGUCUGUCACUUGAGUCCAAUCGACCUCUCCUACGAGGUCUGUUGUCACAGGAAGAGAGCAAUAAGCAGAACAACACAGAAAUAGUCGAGUACAUCAAGCAGAAGUUUGAAGAUAGUUUAUGUCCAGAGAGAUCCAUCAAUCUGUUUUACUGUCUGAAUGAACUGAAUGAUCAAACUCUGGUUCAAGAGAUUCAGAAGCAUCUUAGUGAAGGAAGUCUGUCAUCUUCUGACCUCUCACCUGCUCAGUGGUCUGCUCUCGCUUUUGUGUUGCUGACAUCAGAUGAGGAACUGGAGGAGUUUGAGCUUCAGAAAUACAAGAAAUCAGAUGAAUGUCUUGACAGAUUAUCACCAGUCAUCAAAAGCUCCAAAAGAGCUCUUGAAAGAUCAGCUUCAUCUGGAUUGACUUCUGUGUCUUUAAAGAGUGAUCGAUCUAAACAUGAUCCACCAACCUUCAGUGAGAAAACACCAUCAGUUACUGAAAGUUUUGUGUCUCACAGAUCAGCUUCACCUGUAUUCAGCUCUGUGUCACUCAAGAGUGACAAUUCAAAAUGCGGUGUACCAAACUUCAGUGAGAAAACAACAUCUGAUGUCAAAAGUGAACGAUGGCAGGAGACCUUAAUAAAUAUAGGUUCAGAAAUCACUCGAUGGAAAACACUUAAAGAACAAAGAGGAAUAAAGAGUGAUGAAGAACUGACAACUUUUCUGCUGGACAGGAUUCAGUUUGAGACAUCAACUGCAGAACUCCAGCAUUUUAAAGAUGAUUUUUCCCGAAUCUUUCAGGGUCUUGAAAAAAAAAUAGCUGUAUUUUUCAAGAAUGAGCUGGAAAGGUUUAAGAAAAUAUUGAAAAAUGAAAACACACAACACUAUGUGAAGGACUUUAAGGAGAACAAAAACAACAUCAUGGAAACAGCCCUUGAUGUCACAAUUCACUUUCUGAGAAGUAUGAAACAAGAUGAACUUGCUGAUACUCUGGAAGAUGAGCUGAUCUACACAUGUCAACUAAAAUCAGACCUGGAGAAGAAGUAUCAAUGUGUAUUUGAAGGAAUCGCAAAGCAGGGCGACUUCACACUUCUAAAUAAGAUCUACACGGAUCUGUUCAUCACUCAGGGUGGAGGUGAACAAGUCAAUACUGAACAUGAGAUAAGACAGAUCGAGGUUGUUUCCAGACAUCUAGAAUCACCAGACAUACAGAUUAACUUCAAGGAUUUGUUUAAACCACAUGAACAAACCCAGAUCAUCAGAACUGUACUAACAAAAGGAGUUGCUGACAUUGGAAAAUCUGUCUCAGUGCAAAAGUUUGUUCUGGACUGGGCUGAAGGAAAAGAAAACCAGGAUAUCAGCUUCAUAUUUCCUCUUCCAUUCCGAGAGAUGAACUUGAAGGAGAAAGCAGAAGUAAGUUUAAAGGAUCUUUUAUGUGAGUUUUUCCCAGAGAUUAAAGGACUGGACCUUACCAGAAAAAACAAAAAGAUUCUGUUCAUCCUUGAUGGUUUGGAUGAAUGUCGUCUUCCUCUGAAGUUUGAUGGUAAUGAGAUAUGGAGUGAUAUCACAUCACCUGCUCCUCUGGAUGUUCUCCUGACAAACCUCAUCAAAGGAAAUCUGCUUCCUCACGCUCACAUCUGGAUAACCACCAGACCAGCAGCAGCCGGUAAGAUUCCUUCUGAGUGUAUCAACAGAGUGACAGAGGUCCGAGGAUUCAAUGAUGAACAGAAGAAAGAAUACUUCAGAAAAAGAUUCACAGAUCAGAAUAUGGCCGACACAAUCAUUGAUCAUGUUAAAAAAUCAAAGAGUCUCUUCAUGAUGUGCCACAUCCCAGUGUUCUGCUGGAUUUCAGCCACUGUGCUCCAGAACAUUCUGGAGAAGAAGAGCAAAGAUCAGACUGAUGACACACAGGAGUCAAACACUGAUGAUACUCCUAGAACUCUGACACAAAUGUACAUACACUUCUUUCGCUUUCAGAUUCAACAGAGCAGAAGAAAGUAUGAUGGAGAAUACUCGCCAGAUAUCUCCUGGGACAUGGACUCAAUCUAUUCACUGGGGAAACUGGCUUUUGAACAACUAGAAAAAAACAACCUGAUCUUCUAUGAGUCAGAUCUGGAGGAUUGUGGCAUUGACGUCUCUAAAGCUUCUGUGUAUUCAGGGAUGUGCACUCAGAUCUUUAAACAGGAGACAGGGAUCAUUCUUGGUACUGUGUACUGCUUUGUUCACUUGAGCAUUCAGGAGUUUAUCGCAGCUCUGUAUGCACAUCUGUUUCUAGACAAGAACAAGAAAAAUGUAUUUGUUCAAGAACACAUGGAGUCAGUAACCCAGUAUGAAACGCUGACUGGUUUACUGAAGACUGCAGUGGAUAAGGCACUUGAGAGUGACAAUGGACAUCUGGAUCUUUUCCUUCGCUUCCUCCUCGGUCUGUCACUUGAGUCCAAUCGACCUCUCCUACAAGGUCUGUUGUCACAGGAAGAGAGCAAUAAGCAGAACAACACAGAAAUAGUCGAGUACAUCAAGCAGAAAUUUGAAGAUAGUUUAUGUCCAGAGAGAUCCAUCAAUCUGUUUUACUGUCUGAAUGAACUGAAUGAUCAAACUCUGGUUCAAGAGAUUCAGAAGCAUCUUAGUGAAGGAAGUCUGUCAUCUUCUGACCUCUCACCUGCUCAGUGGUCUGCUCUCGCUUUUGUGUUGCUGACAUCAGAUGAGGAACUGGAGGAGUUUGAGCUUCAGAAAUACAAGAAAUCAGAUGAAUGUCUUGACAGAUUAUCACCAGUCAUCAAAAGCUCCAAAAGAGCUCUUGAAAGAUCAUCUUUAUCUGUGUCUGUGAAGAGUGAUCGAUCUAAAGAUGAUGGACCGUCCUUCAGUGAGAAAACACCAUCAGUUACCAAAAGAUCAACUUCAGCUUUAUUCAGGUCCGUGUCACUCAAGAGUGACGAGUCAAAAGGCGAUGGACCAAACUUCAGUGAGAAAACACCAUCAGAUAUCAAAAGCAUUCAGUGUGAAACAUCAGCAGCAGAACUCCAGCAUUUUAAAGAUGAUUUUUCCCGAAUCUUUCAGGGUCUUGAAAACAAUAUAGUUGUAUUUUUUAAGAAUGAGCUGAAAAGGUUUAAGAAUAUAUUGAAAAAUGAAAACACACAACACUAUGUGAAGGACUUUCAGGAGAACAAAAACAACAUCAGGGAAACAGCCCUUGAGGUCACAAUCCACUUUCUGAGAAGUAUGAAACAAGAUGAACUUGCUGAUACUCUGGAAGAUGAGCUGAUCUACACAUGUCAACUAAAAUCAGACCUGGAGAAGAAGUAUCAAUGUGUAUUUGAAGGAAUUGCAAAGCAGGGUGACUCCACACUUCUAAAUAAGAUCUAUACGGAUCUGUACAUCACUCAGGGUGGAGGUGAACAAGUCAAUACUGAACAUGAGAUAAGACAGAUCGAGGUUGUUUCCAGACGUCUAGAAUCACCAGACAUACAGAUUAACUUCAAGGAUUUGUUUAAACCACAUGAACAAACCCAGACCAUCAGAACUGUACUAACAAAAGGAGUUGCUGGCAUUGGAAAAUCUGUCUCAGUGCAAAAGUUUGUUCUGGACUGGGCUGAAGGAAAAGAAAACCAGGAUAUCAGCUUCAUAUUUCCUCUUCCAUUCCGAGAGAUGAACUUGAAGGAGAAAGCAGAAGUAAGUUUAAAGGAUCUCUUACAUGAGUUUUUCCCAGAGAUUAAAGGACUGGAGCUUACCAGAAAAAACAAAAAGGUUCUGUUCAUCCUUGAUGGUUUGGAUGAAUGUCGUCUUCCUCUGAAGUUUGAUGGUAAUGAGAUAUGGAGUGAUAUCACAUCACCUGCUCCUCUGGAUGUUCUCCUGACAAACCUCAUCAAAGGAAAUCUGCUUCCUCACGCACACAUCUGGAUAACCACCAGACCAGCAGCAGCCGGUAAGAUUCCUCCUGAGUGUAUCGACAGAGUGACAGAGGUCCGAGGAUUCAAUGAUGAACAGAAGAAAGAAUACUUCAGAAAAAGAUUCACAGAUCAGAAUAUGGCCGACACAAUCAUUGAUCACGUUAAAAAAUCAAAGAGUCUCUUCAUCAUGUGUCACAUCCCAGUGUUCUGCUGGAUUUCAGCCACUGUGCUCCAGAACAUUCUGAAGAAGAAGAGCAAAGAUCAGACUGAUGACACACAGGAGUCAAACACUGAUGAUACUCCUAGAACUCUGACACAAAUGUACACACACUUCUUUCGCUUUCAGAUUCAACAGAGCAGAAGAAAGUAUGAUGGAGAACACUCGCCUGAUAUCUCCUGGGACAUGGACUCAAUCUAUUCACUGGGGAAAUUGGCUUUUGAACAACUAGAAAAAACUAACCUGAUCUUCUAUGAAUCAGAUCUUAAGGAGUGUGGCAUUGACGUCUCUAAAGCUUCUGUGUAUUCAGGGAUGUGCACUCAGAUCUUUAGAGAAGAAAAAGGGAUCAUUCAUGGUACUGUGUACUGCUUUGUUCACUUGAGCAUUCAGGAGUUUAUCGCAGCUCUGUAUGCACAUCUGUUUCUAGACAAGAACAAGAAAAAUGUGUUUGUUGAAGUACACAUGGAGUCAGAAGCCCAGAAUGAAACACUGACUGGUUUUCUGAAGACUGCAGUGGAUAAGGCACUUGAGAGUGACAAUGGACAUCUGGAUCUUUUCCUUCGCUUCCUCCUCGGUCUGUCACUUGAGUCCAAUCGACCUCUCCUACAAGGUCUGUUGUCACAGGAAGAGAGCAAUAAGCAGAACAACACAGAAAUAGUCCAGUACAUCAAGAAGAAAUUUGAAGAUAGUUUAUGUUCAGAGAGAUCCAUCAAUCUGUUUUACUGUCUGAAUGAACUGAAUGAUCAAACUCUGGUUCAAGAGAUUCAGAAGCAUCUUAGUGAAGGACGUCUGUCAUCUUUUGACCUCUCACCUGCUCAGUGGUCUGCUCUCACUUUUGUGUUGCUGACAUCAGAAGAGGAACUGAAAGACUUUGAACUUCAAAAAUACAAGAAAUCAGACGAAUGUCUUGUUAGAUUGUCACCAGUCGUCAAAAGCUCCAAAAGAGCUCUGUUGAAUGACUGUAAUCUAACAGACAAGAGUUGUUCAGCUCUGUCUAGAGUUCUGAGCUCAGAUAAUAGUCUUGAGGAGCUAAACAUGAGCAAUAAUAAUCUACAGGAUUCAGGGGUCAGGCUACUCUGUGAUGGACUCAAGAACACAAAGUGUGAAUUACUCAAACUGAGGUAG
Molecule: messenger RNA, 7285 nt
Organism: Triplophysa dalaica
Lineage: Eukaryota; Metazoa; Chordata; Actinopteri; Cypriniformes; Nemacheilidae
Exons: 19
Coding region: 152-7285 (2377 amino acids)
Source: RefSeq, a predicted model, not a curated record